Molecule: messenger RNA, 2441 nt
Organism: Dimorphilus gyrociliatus
Lineage: Eukaryota; Metazoa; Annelida; Polychaeta; Dinophilidae
Source: the annotation of a GenBank genome assembly
UAUAGCAAUAAUAUUUCAAACAUAAUUCUGUUGGUCAACGUUUUAAACAUUAACCAUUAAUCUAAUAACUGAAUUUGUAUUAUUAUAUAAAUUGGAAAAAGAUAAAGAGAUACAGGAUGUAAAAGGAAAAAAGAAAGAAAUGAAAUAUAGAUAGACCUAUAGCACAUACAUGGAAUUAAUAGUAAUCGUUUUUAUUCAUUUACGAUUUAUAGUCACAGGAGAACGCAUCUCGCCUGCAUACGUUUUGUUUCUGUUUCUCAUUGCUGUUAUAAAUGGGAUAAAUACAAUCUCUAAAUUAUGGUUGCUCUUAGCAUUUUAUACUUGAUUAGUUUAUUUUCAAUUUCUUCAACAAAUUUGUUGAUCUCAGUAAAAUGGAAAAUCAACUGGAACGACUUUCAGACGUCAAUAAUAUGUUCAAAAUAUAAUUGCAGUAGAUAUUCAAUAUACUUCUCGUGAAGAUCAAUUCAAUUUAUCAAGUCAGAUGGAUUUAUUUGAAAAGUCUAUAAGAGAGGAAAAGAUAAAAAUUGAUUGUAUACUAAUAUAUGGAAAUUUUAUAAAUGUUUAUAACAUAUUUAGAAAGAUUUACACUUCUGUACAUGAAACUUAUUCGAUUGUGAAAUUUAAAUGGAUAUUUUUAAUUGAAAAUUUUCAAUACGAUUAUAUUUCGUUAACUAAAUUUAAUCAUAUUGUCAAUAUUGCUAUUAUUUACCAGGCAAAGAAUAAGACUCUUCAAUAUUCAAAUUUAUCAUUUCAUCGUGACAAUAAUGGAAAUAGACUAUGGCAGUUUUGGGGUAACAUUGGUAAUAGAUCUCUGUCAAAUCUACUACUCUUUCCAUAUUGUAACUAUGGUUUGAAUAAAAUGAAAUUAAGAAUAGCAACGAAAUCAUGGCCAGCUUACUCUGCGUGGAAUGAAAAUAUUGGAAACUUUGAAGGACUGUCUAUUGAAUUAUUGAAAUAUGUCAUGAAUGAUUUAAAUUUCACUACUGAAAAAAUACAAACACCAGAAGAUGAUAAAUGGGGUAGCUUGGAGAAUAAUACGUGGAAUGGACUAAUAAAAAUGUUAAUGGAUAAUAAAACUGAUGCAGUAUUUGCUCCUCUAACUCCUCUUAAAGAUAGGCAAGAUGUAAUGGACUUUUCGCUACCUUAUCAUUUUGUAAGGCCAAUGUUAAUAUUUAAAAAUCAUCUUCAUGAGAAUAAUUCAAAUGAGCGUGGGGAAUUCUUUUUUCUUCAACCUUUUUCGAAUAUUACCUGGAUAUUGAUAUGCGUUUCCGUCGCUGUAAUGGGUUUCCUGUUAAUGGCUUUGGAGAAGCAAAAAUCUUAUAUUUUCAGCACUGAACACUUAUUCUUUUUGGGAACUUUAUUCAAUCAAGGAGGAGGAUACGGUAUAAAUUCUAAAGGUUACGUAAGAAUAAUCCUAUCCGGAUGGUGGAUAUUUUCAAUAACAAUGGUCGCCUUUUUCUCUGGAAAAAUAAUAGCGGAUUUGGCUGUUUAUAAAGCCAAGUAUCCAUUCGAUACGCUAGAAGAUUUGGUUUAUAGUAAGGAUUAUACGCUAAUCACUUUAGGAGAUGCCGCAUACGAAUCAUUAUUAAAGAAUAGUAAAAGUUGGACAUACCAAGCAUUAUGGGCGAAAAUAGCGAAAGCUGCUAGGGAUAAUCCAGAUGUUAGACAUACGGAUGAGAAGGUUAUAAUACAAUUAGUCCUAAAUGUCAGUAUGAAUAUAUUAUCUAUAAGCUUUCAUUUAAAGUUAACAAUGCAUUACAUGAAUAUUCUCCAUCAUAUGAAAAAAAGGGAGGAUACGUAUUUCUUACGGGUGGAUACGAGCCCAUAAUCAACAAUCAUCCGGAAUUAUCUAUCAAGAAUAUGGGUAUAUCGUUUUCAACUUAUAACGUUGGUGUUCAAAAAAAUUCAUACUAUAACGUUCUAAUGUCCAAUUCAAUCUUGAAAGCACAACAUUCAGGUAUGAUUGGUAAAUGGAAAAAACAGUUUCUAUCAACUCCUAAAUUGAAAAUAUUCGAAAAGACAAGAUUUAAGUCGACUAUCUCAAGAGUUUCAUUAAGAGAUAUUGCGCAUAUAUUCUACAUAGUGAUAUUAAAUAUUUCAGCUUCACUUUUGACGCUAGUACUGGAGAUCCUCUUAGUCAAAUUGAAAUACUAUAAUAAGUAUAAAUGAUUAUAUUGAAAAGAAAAAAAAAACAAUCAGUUUCCUCAAAUCGUUUGUUUGUUUGUUUGUUUUUACUCAAAAGAGAAAUUAAAACCCAAAAGAAAAAAAUGAAAACUAUUUUUUUAUUUUGAGUUUUUUUUUUAUUAAAAAAAAAAUAUCUAAAAAAUAAAAUAUUCCUUCUUAUCUUAUUUUGCUUAAGAGUUAAGUUAAAAUAAUAAGAACACUGUUACUGUUAUAAUCUUCUUUUUCUAAAUUCUCUUGAAUAGACUAAAAUUUGAACG